Molecule: messenger RNA, 435 nt
Organism: Mytilinidion resinicola
Lineage: Eukaryota; Fungi; Ascomycota; Dothideomycetes; Mytilinidiales; Mytilinidiaceae
Exons: 2
Coding region: 1-435 (144 amino acids)
Source: RefSeq, a predicted model, not a curated record
AUGGAACACUAUGACAAACUUCACGAAGAUUCUAAUGCGAGAAUGACUGCUAUGACUGCUAUGACUACCACGAAAACUUCUUCACGAGAGCAUCACAUCCUCAAGCCAACAGCCUCUUUCAAUCAUCACCUGAACCAACCAACCAGCAGCUCGAUCAACUUCACAUCAAGCUCGUCUUCCACUCUUCAAACCACUCAAGCCGUCUUCUCGAUACCACUUCCGAACCUCACAACCGACUUCAAAAUGGUUGCCACCAACAACACCUCAUUCGAGACUGUCCGCACCUCCAGCGUCCCCAGCAACAAGGCCGGCAACAACUCCGCGAAGAAGGCCUUCAGCUCUGUCGCCAAGCACCUGAAGGAGCACCACCAGAGCGUCAACAACGCCUUCGCUUCCUACUACGGCCUCCAAGGACAGAUGCACCCCCAGAACUAA